AUGAUACAAAAAGUAGCGUGGAGGGACGUUCGAGUGGACGUUGAAGUGACUAGAGUAUUAAUCUUUGAUGGAGGGUCACGAGGUAACUCAAGACCAGGAGGAAGCGGGAGCGUUGUUGUGGAAGUUUUGGACGUUCAUGAGAGAGUGAGACCGGUGUGGGCUGCUGCAACAUCGUUGGCAAACAAAGGGACCACCAACAACGUAGCAGAAUUUGUAGGCCUUUUGGAGCAGAAAUGGAAAAGGAUGCAUGUGGUCGGUGACAGCGCGAUGGUGUUGAGCAUGAUUCAAAGGAGGAAACAACCCAAAGUCAAGAGACUCCUGCAUUGGUACCGUUUAACGAGAAGGCUGGCGGACUUGUGUGAAGUACAAUCUUGGACACUCCACCAUAGACAACAUAACAAGAUUGCCGAUUGGUUGGCUAACUACGCGAUGGAUAACAGAGCAAGCGUGGAAGUCAAUUGGCUGCAAAUUGCUGAGUGA
Messenger RNA from Phytophthora megakarya, 480 nucleotides. Lineage: Eukaryota; Oomycota; Peronosporomycetes; Peronosporales; Peronosporaceae. The record is from the annotation of a GenBank genome assembly.